Messenger RNA from Siniperca chuatsi (mandarin fish), 1768 nucleotides. RefSeq names its product cytochrome b-c1 complex subunit 2, mitochondrial (gene uqcrc2b). Gene Ontology annotation, molecular function: metal ion binding; metalloendopeptidase activity. Lineage: Eukaryota; Metazoa; Chordata; Actinopteri; Centrarchiformes; Sinipercidae. Gene Ontology annotation, cellular component: mitochondrion. The transcript is spliced from 14 exons. Gene Ontology annotation, biological process: proteolysis. The record is from RefSeq and is a predicted model, not a curated record. The coding region runs from base 105 to 1484 and encodes 459 amino acids.
UCAGCGGUACUUUUUCGAGGAAAGGAACGCGCUGGGCAUUCUGGGUAGGGCACUUUCACGCCAGCCAUAUUGUUCCAUCGUCCUGACUGAAGGAGAGAGGGGAUAUGAAGGGGAUUCGGGGAAUCAGUCAGCUAUCGAGACGCUUCUAUGCAGCUGCCAGAACAGGCCAGUCCCUUGCCCAGCCCCUGGCUGGCCUCAAGCUCUCUCCAGGGGCUGCCCACUCCUACCAGGAUGUCCAUGUGACCAGACUGCCCAGUGGACUGGUGAUUGCCUCCCUGGAGAACUAUUCCCCAGCCUCCAAGAUCGGUGUGUUCAUCAAGGCCGGCUGUCGUUAUGAGACCCCAGACAACCAGGGGGUCACCCACCUCCUCCGGCUGGCCUCUAGCCUGACAACCAAAGGAGCUUCAGCUUUCAAGAUAUGUCGUGGUGUUGAGGCAGUGGGAGGCAGCCUGAGUGUGACUUCAUCCAGAGAGAACAUGAUCUACACCGUUGACUGCUUGAGAGAUGACAUUGACACAGUCAUGGAGUAUUUGAUCAACGUGACAACAGCCCAGGAGUUCCGGCCGUGGGAGGUGUCAGACCUCACGCCCAGAGUGAAGAUGGACAAGGCCCAGGCUGCACAGAGCACUCAAAUAGGUGUGGUUGAAGGUCUGCAUGGGGCUGCUUACAAGAAUGCUCUCUGUAACUCCCUGUACUGUCCUGACCACAUGGUUGGCAACAUCCAGUCUGAACAUCUGCACCAGUUUGUCCAGAACAAUUUCACAAGCUCAAGAAUGGCUCUUGUUGGACUUGGCGUCGACCACACAGUGCUGAAGCAAGUUGGGGAGCAAUUCCUCAACAUUCGCAGUGGGGCCGGCACCACAGGGGCCAAGGCUCAGUAUCGUGGAGGUGAGAUUCGUCUGGCCAGCACCAGCAGUAUGGUCCACUCAGCGGUGGUGAGCCAGUCAGCAGCAGCGGGCACCAGCGAGGCUCUGGCCUUCAGUGUCCUGCAGCAUUUACUGGGAGCUGGUCUGCAUGUCAAGAGGGGCUCAUGCGCCUCCAGCAAACUGGUCCAGGGUGUAGCCAAGGCAACUGCUGACCCCUUUGAUGUCAGUGCUUUCAAUGCAAGCUACUCUGACUCUGGUCUGUUUGGGGUCUAUACCAUUUCCCAGGCUGCAGCCGCUGGUGAUGUGAUUAAGGCUGCUCUAGACCAGGUGAAGGCCGUUGCUGAUGGUGGAGUCACAGCUGCUGACCUCACUCGGGCCAAGGCCCAGCUGAAGGGGCAGUUCCUGAUGUCUCUGGAGACUUCAGAGGGUUUUCUGGAGGCCAUGGGCACUCAGGCUCUGACCGACGGGUCCUACUGCUCCUCUGAGGAAAUCUCCAAAAACAUUGACAACGUCUCCUUGACCGAUGUCGCCAAUGCUGCCAAGAAAUUUGUGUCCGGCAAGAAGACUAUGGCAUCCAGCGGCAACCUCAUAAAAACACCCUUUGUGGAUGAGAUCUAAAGCCCUCCUCAUCAGCUCGUACUGUACCUAACUCUGACGGCAAAGCAGAAUUUGUUUCCUCUACAUGUCCAAAACAAGGAAAAAAAGCAGAGGUCAUCAUCACCUUUUUGAAAUGAUGUUAUUCUAAGAUAUAAUGUCAUAACACCACUGGGUAUUUAUAGGUGUUGUAACAGUAUAUUUUCAGGUGAUGCUGCUCUGGUGCAUCAACAGUGUCGUGCUCCACUCAUCUCGCCACAUCAACUGUAUAGCUCAUGUAAAAUAAUGAAUAAAUUCUAUCUACCUUA